AUUUCUUCUUUUUCUAUAACUUUAGUUCUUUUACAAUUAUAAACAUUAACAGUUUCUAUAUUCUACAGUUUCCCAGAUAUCUUUGAUUGUAACAACUUGUUUUCCAAAAGAAAGGGACCAUACUAUAUAAUAAUAUAUGGCAUCAAAUGUUUCCACCAACAUGAACAUGACUACCCCUGAAGUAGUUCUUAAACCAAACAACUACCUUGAUUGGAGCAUAACACUAAAAGCUUAUCUAGAGGCUCAAGGUGUUUGGGAUGUGGUUGAUGAAUCAGAACCGUCUAAUCAACCAGAAGAAAAUCAAGAUCAUCAAGAUAAUGAUCAUGAAAUUGUAGUCAAUAAUAGUAAUGGCCAUGAUUGGAGGAAGAAGAAUGCCAUGGCUUUAUAUGCAAUCCGAAUCUCUUGUAGUGAAGAAUCAUUGUCCUUGAUUAGAGACAUUACAUCACCUAAAAUUGCUUGGGACACUUUGGCAGAAAGCUACAAUAAUAGGCCAACACAAUAUUCAGAAGCUGAUGAUGAUAAAACACACUUACAAAUGUCAGCAUUUACCCAACAAGCUCCACUGACUCCUAAUAUUGAAUCUUCAACUAUAACAGAAGUUGAUUUGCAGGCCUUCUUUGAUUCAACUGAACAUGGAAAUUUAAAGGUUGUGCAAAAUUUUAUCAAGUUAAAACCUGAAAUAGUGAGAAGAAAAAAAUCAUAUUUGGGAGAGACAGCUCUUCAUCUGGCAGCCAAAAUUGGACAUGUGGAUAUUGUAGAAGAGUUGGUAUCAAACAUGAGAGAAGAAGAUUUAGAAAUACAAGAUCAGGAUGGAUGGACGGCUCUUGCAUCAGCUACAAUGAAUGGAAUCACCAAGAUUGCUGAGUGCAUGAUUCAAAAGAACAAGAAGAUAGUUAUUAUGAAGACUCUCAUUCAAAACUGUUGGUUUCUUCCUAUUGAACUUGCGCUCGAUUAUAAUCACAAACACUUGUCUUGUUAUUUGUUUUCUGUCACUCCAUUCGAUCUGUUAUUGCCGGAGAAAGGUCGACAUGGGGCUAUGGUUGUCACUCGAAGUAUAAGUGUGCAUUGUUAUGAUAUUGCCUUGCACGUAUUGGAACGUUGUCCACAAGUGGCUAUUACUUCGAAUAAUUGGGGCCAAUUUCCCAUUCUUGUAGUGACUGAAAAUAUUGACCCUUCUUCGUUUCGCAGUGGAUGUGAGCUCAGAUUUUGGCAACAAUGGAUUUAUGACUGUAUUCCAAUACAGAAAAAUGAUAGUGCAAACAGUGACACCCGCAUAGAUGUCAAGAAUGCAGAAGAUAACCAAAGUAAAAUAAGUGACACCAAUCUCUCAGGUUGGUAGAAAAAUAUUUGAUGAGGCCAAAAAAUCAUGCCAAUUAUUUAUGAUUAAAAACGUUAGAAUGGUAUUGAUCACACUACAAGAAAAAAAUAAUUUACCAUGUCAAACUAGCGAGAUUGAAUUUUCUGAAAAUCUUUGUAAAAAGUGAAGACAAUAUUAGUUGGUUAGUUAGUCAGCUAGUUAAACACUGUUUACUUAGUUUGUUAAGUAUGUUAAGGGUGUUUAGUUGUACUCUUCUGUUAUAACUAACUCAUUUGU
This is a messenger RNA of Humulus lupulus (European hop), 1594 nucleotides long. RefSeq lists its product as uncharacterized. Lineage: Eukaryota; Viridiplantae; Streptophyta; Magnoliopsida; Rosales; Cannabaceae. Gene Ontology annotation, biological process: RNA processing. The transcript has 5 exons. The coding region runs from base 137 to 1339 and encodes 400 amino acids. The record is from RefSeq and is a predicted model, not a curated record. Gene Ontology annotation, molecular function: RNA nuclease activity; protein binding; RNA binding.